AUGAAAUUAGUGGACUAUUCCUCAGACUCUGAGCAAGAAGAAGAACAAGAAGAAAAACAAAAACAAGUAAAAUCUACACUGCCAGCAAAGUCUUUACAAGGGAAAAUUCUAAAUAAUGACAAUAUCAAUGAUGAUUCUUGUUUAAUACCAGCAGCCACUAAUAACUCUUCUCUUAUACCAAACAACAAGCCCAUUUCUUCAAUAAUAGAUGAUGACACUAAAUACUCUAACCCCUCUUCAGAUGACGAUGCUCGUACCAUGAUUAGACAACUGACAAAGCCUAACUCUUCAUAUACAUGUAAUAAUAACCAAACAUCCAAAUCUUCAAGAAUUUAUCAACUUGCACAACUCAAAAGCCCAAAAUAUAGAAGUAAUAAGCCACUAGUACAUAUCCAUACACGAAUGGCUGCAACACAACUGGACAUGUUACGACCUGGAUGGGCUGAUGAGCAACUGGCACAAUCAUAUGGUCUUGAUUUCUAUACAAAUGCUACAACUUUUUCAAAAGUUUUGCCACAAGCUAGUCAACUACCAACACUGCAACAACUUCAAGUACAAUCAAGGCAAAAGCCCAGAACCCGGAUCGAGUUUUUAGCCAAAAAAAAUUAA
Messenger RNA from Magnusiomyces paraingens, 609 nucleotides. RefSeq lists its product as uncharacterized. NCBI's taxonomy places the organism in Eukaryota, Fungi, Ascomycota, Dipodascomycetes, Dipodascales, Dipodascaceae. The transcript has a single exon. Bases 1 to 609 code for a protein of 202 amino acids. The record is from RefSeq and is a predicted model, not a curated record.